Colletotrichum karsti is the source of this 3123-nucleotide messenger RNA. RefSeq lists its product as uncharacterized. Gene Ontology annotation, cellular component: Pwp2p-containing subcomplex of 90S preribosome; small-subunit processome. The record is from RefSeq and is a predicted model, not a curated record. Gene Ontology annotation, molecular function: protein binding. The transcript has 3 exons. The coding region runs from base 1 to 3123 and encodes 1040 amino acids. Lineage: Eukaryota; Fungi; Ascomycota; Sordariomycetes; Glomerellales; Glomerellaceae. Gene Ontology annotation, biological process: rRNA processing.
AUGCCUCACUCCGAACCCCAAGAAGGGCCUCUGGUCAAGCGACAAAAGCUCAAUGUCGCUUCCAAGCCCUCGUCGGCCGCGCGCCAGUCCUCCCGCAUCUUUGCGCCCUUCAGAACUGUCGGUCUAGUCUCGCCAACGAAUACCCCAUUCACCUCAAUUCCUCUCGGAAAGACGACAUUUCAGAUCACCACCUCCGUCGGCCGAGCCCUACAGACCUACGACCUGAAGAGGGGUCUCAACCUAGUCUUCGUCACCCGACCCCAGACCCCGGCCGACAUCACCGCGACGCUCGCGUGGAAAGACAAGGUUUUCGCAGCAUGGGGAGAUGGAAGGAAUGGCGAAACGCAGGGCCUCUGGGCUUACAAGCGUGGAAAGAAAGUCGAAGAGCUCGAGCUCCCCGAGGACUUGAACGAGCCGAUCCAGCAAAUCUUGAUUUUCGGUUCCUGGAUCGUCGGAUGUGCCGUCACGAGACUCGAGGUCUGGAAGUCGGGCACCCUGGAGCACUACACGACCCUCCAUACCAUGGCCGGCAAGAAGGGUGACAAUGAGAUCACCGGCGGAGUUACCAACAUGCCCACGUAUCUCAACAAGGUCUUCGUCGGUCGCAAAGACGGCUGGGUUGAGAUCUGGAACGUCAGCACCGGCAAACUCAUCUACACCAUUCUCCCCCCGAGCCCCGAUUGCGGCGCUGUUACUUGUCUCGAACCCUCGCCCGCCCUCUCUCUUCUUGCGAUCGCCUACGCUAACGGCACCCUCGUUAUCCAAAACAUCCUGACUGAUAAGCCUGUCAUCCAAGUCACGGCCGGCCACGACGACGAACCAGUUACCUCCAUUUCCUUCAGGACCGACGGUAUGGGAGCAGGCCAUGAUGGCAGGAAAGAUGGUGUCAUGGCCACGGCCACCAGUGCUACGGGAGAUGUUACGUUUUGGGAUCUGAACAACGGCGGUCGUGUCAUGGGUGUCCUGCGAAGUGCCCAUAACCCCCCAUCCGGUGAGGGCCCGCUGGUUCGUGGAGGUAUCAGCAAGGUCGAAUUCCUCACAGGCCAGCCGGUCGUUGUCACGAGUGGACGCGACAACGCUUUGAAGACCUGGAUCUUCGACGAGACCCCGUUCUCGGCCAUCCCGCGCAUCCUUCAUCAGCGCAGCGGACACGCUGCUCCGGUCAAGUGUGUGCAGUUCUUGCCCUCCGACUUUGACGGAGCCGACGCCGGUAACAAAUGGCUUAUCAGCGGUGGCCAGGAUCGCAGUCUCUGGGGCUGGAGUAUGCGACGAGAUGGUCAGAGCACCGAGCUCAGUCAAGGAAACAUUCGCAAGAAGGCCAAGAAGGCCGGUGUUCUAUCGGCCAAGACCCUUGCACGUGGGCCUACGACGACGCUCGAGGAUCUCAAGGCUCCCGAGAUCACUGCUAUCGCCAGCUCCCUCAACCGCGACGGCGGUAUGGGCGCUAUGCCUGGUAACCAGCCAAUCUGGCAGAAGCGCAAGGACAACCAGAAGCAACAGGAUGCCGAGGUUAGCGGAAUGACCGGUUGGGAAAGCGUUGUGACCGCACACAAGAACGAUGCUUACGCCCGUACCUGGUUCUGGGGCCGCAAGAGGGCUGGUCGCUGGGCUUUCCCUACUGGUGAUGGUUCCAACGUUUCGACUAUCGCCAUGAGUCCUUGCGGUACCUUUGCCCUUGUCGGGUCCGUGGAGGGAGGUCUCGACAUGUACAACCUGCAAUCUGGCAUGCACCGCCAGCGCUUCCCAUCCAAGCUCACCCCUGCUCAAGCCAGGCAGGUGAGAAUGCAGCAGUUGAAGCAGGCGGACAACAUCGUCCAACUCCAGGCCGAAGUGGAGAGCGGCUUUGCUAUGGGCACUGGCAGACACACCAAGGCCGUAACCGGCAUCGUAGUCGACUCCAUGAACAAGAACGUCAUCUCCUGCUCUCUGGACGGCAAGAUCAAGUUCUGGGACUUCCUCACAGGGAAGCUGAUCCACCAGAUCAACUGGGCGCCCAUGACCUCCAUCACCGGAUGCAGGUACCAUGCCGCGAACGAUCUUAUGGCCUUCGCCUGCGACGACAACUCAGUCCGUGUCGUGGAUCUCGAGACCAAGCGGACCAUCAGAGAGUUCUGGGGAUGUCAGGGCACCAUCAACGACUUUUGCUUCUCCAACGACGGCCGCUGGAUCAUCGCCGCCUCCCAGGACUGCGUCGUCAGGAUAUGGGACCUGCCGACAAGCCAUCUCAUCGACGCCAUCCGUCUUGAGAAGCCCUGCACCGCCCUCGCCAUGUCUUCAACGGGCGAGUAUCUCGCCGCGACGGUGGAGAAUGAGCUCGGAGUCGCCAUCUGGACAAACAAGUCCCUCUACACGCACGUUCCUACCCGCCAGGUAUCUGAUAAAGAGGCGGCGGUGCUCACUGGUCCUUCGACCUCCGGCGAGGGUAACGAGGGCAUGCUUGAGGCAGCCUUCAACGAGGACGACGAUGCCGAGGAUGAGACAGUCGUCGCUCCUACGAUUGAUCAGCUCAGCGCAGAGCUCACAACGCUCAGUCUGGUUCCGAAGAGCAGGUGGCAGACCCUGCUGCAUCUGGACCUCAUCAAGCAACGUAAUAAGCCCAUCGAGGCUCCCAAGGCGCCUGAAAAGGCGCCAUUCUUCCUGCCUUCUGUCGGCGCGGGCAAGUCCUCAAAGCAGAUCGAGGGUGUCGCUGGCGAGGGCGAGGCGACGGAAUCGAAGUCGCGCAUCACCAAACUUGAGCGCGGUCGCAUGCAAGAAGUAUUUACCAGCAAACUUGCUGAUGGAGCUGCCUAUGGAGACUUCGAUAACUUCAUCACCCACCUCAAGUCCCUCUCGCCAUCAACUGCAGACCUCGAGCUCCGCUCCCUGAGCCCCGAAGACGGCAGUCUCCAGCACUUCAUCCAGGCCCUGACGAGCCGCCUGCACGCGCGUCGUGACUACGAACUCGUCCAGGCUUGGAUGACGGUGUUCCUGCGACUGCAUUUCGAUCUCGUUAUGGGAGAUGCCGACCUCCUUGAGGCCUUGGGCGAGUGGAAGGCCCUCCAGGAGAAGGAGGCGGGUCGUCUCGACGACCUUGUCGGCUACUGCAGUGGUGUUGUGGCCUUCCUCCGGAGCCCCAGGACGUGA